AUGCCGACGUCCGAGGCCGAGCUGCUGUCCGCCCUCCGCGCCGCCGGCCGGGAGCACCUCUCGGCGUCCACCGUUGCGCGGAGGCAGGAGACGGGCUCCCACCUGUUCCGGAUCGCCAACUACGCGGAGGUCAAGGCGACGGUGGCCAACCGCGAGCACGUGGAGUCGACCACCUUCACCGUCGGCGGCCACGAGUGGCGGAUCGACUGCUACCCCAACAGCUGCGUGAAGCCGCACAACGGCUGCAUCUCCCUCUUCCUCCGGCGCACCAGCGGCGCCGCCCCCUAUCUCCGGCGCACCAUCGCCAGCGGCGCAAAGUCCGACGACGUCGCCAUGGCGUCCAUCAAGUUUAGCUUUCUGGACCGGGACGGGAACCCGGCGCGCACCCAGAGCGCGCCGCAGCGCAAGUUCGCGAGCGGCGACGACUGGGGCUGGAUGGACUUCAUGAGGAGCGAGGAUCUUGACAAGGACAAGGAGAGGUACCUCAAGGACGACUGCCUGAUUGUCCUGUGCGACGUCACCGUCGACCUCGGGCUGCGCACCGACAGCUGCGCCGACGUCCCGGCGGGCGAGUGGCCGCCGCCGCCGUUCGAGCUGGACGGGGAGCUCACCACGGCCAUCUGGAGGAAGCAGAGGGCGGACGUGAUGAUCGAGGUCGGCGGGGAGACGCUGGCGGCGCACCGGUGGAUGCUGGAGGCCCGGUCAGCCGUGUUCAAGGAGGACCUCUCGCUCGCCUUCGCGGCCGCCGGCAACGGCAAGAAGACCGCCGAGCUACGCAUCAACGUCGACGACAUGGACGCCGAGGUGGCCAGGGCCCUGAUCCGGUUCAUCUACACGGACGCGCUGACGGCGGACAUGAGGCAGCAGCUGGACGCGGAGGCCGGCACGGCGGAGCGUCUGCUUGUGGCGGCGCACAGGUACAAGGUGGAGAAGCUGAAGAGGAUGUGCGAGGAGGCGCUGUGCCGGCACAUCGGGAUGAGCUCGGUGGCGGCCACCCUGGCGCUGGCGCAGCGGCACCGCUGCCCGGUGCUGAAGAAGGCGUGCAUGGAGUUUAUUUCCUCUCCUGCUAACCUGGUAGCCGUGGUCGCGACCGAGGGUUUUGAGCAGUUGAAGACGGGUUGCCCCCCUGAUCUGGUCGAGCUCAUGGCCAAGCACUUGGCCAAGGUUGGAGCUGUAGACCAGUCCACGUUCGUACCAUUUACGUCCUUCUAGCCAUUUA
Hordeum vulgare subsp. vulgare (domesticated barley) is the source of this 1219-nucleotide messenger RNA. RefSeq names its product BTB/POZ and MATH domain-containing protein 1-like. Gene Ontology annotation, biological process: protein ubiquitination. NCBI's taxonomy places the organism in Eukaryota, Viridiplantae, Streptophyta, Magnoliopsida, Poales, Poaceae. Gene Ontology annotation, molecular function: protein binding. The coding region runs from base 1 to 1212 and encodes 403 amino acids. The transcript has 2 exons. The record is from RefSeq and is a predicted model, not a curated record.